AUGGCGAGGAAAUCGACUCCGGCGUCCAACUCCAUCACCGAUGACGGAAACGACGACUUUGGCCUGUUGAAUCAGAAUCGCGGUGAUGGUACAGACUUGGGGGGCAAGACAAAGGAUGACUCGUCCUCUGCACCUCCAGCUUGGAGCGAGCUCAAGACCAAGGCUGGCAAGGACCGGAAACGCCUACCACUCGCCUGCAUCGCCUGUCGUCGCAAGAAGAUACGCUGCUCUGGCGAGAAGCCUGCCUGCAAGCACUGCAUGAGAUCACGAAUACCCUGCGUUUACAAAGUCACUACUCGAAAAGCCGCCCCGCGCACCGAUUACAUGGCCAUGCUCGACAAGCGACUCAAGCGCAUGGAAGAGCGCAUUAUCAAGAUAUUACCAAAGGGUGAGCAGGAGACAAUAUCGUCGGUACCCCGUGCCGUGGUAAAACCUGCCAUUCCCGGCACCGGCACAAUGGCCUCGAAUAAGGCAUCCGCCAAGAAACGCAAUGCCGACGAAGCAUUUGGCCGGGACCUUGAGGCUUGGGCCAAAGCUCCUAGGCCAAAGCUACCGGAAGAUCAUGCGGCCGGCACACCCGAGUCUCGCGAAGCUGAAGAGAAUGAGCUCCUCCGCGAAGGAAGAGAAGCUCUUCCUCCAAAAGACGUCCAGGAACACCUUACUGAAGUUUUUUUUGACAAUGUCUAUGGGCAAUCAUAUCACCUUCUCCACAAACCAAGCUAUAUUCGCAAAUUAAAGAAUGAUACGCUUCCGCCAGUGCUAGUCCUCUCCGUGUGCGCCAUCGCAGCGCGCUUUACCUCAAGCCCAAAGUUCAACUCGGCCACCAAACAAUUUAUGCGUGGAGAGGAGUGGGCCUCACAUGCGCGAGACAUUUGCACCAAACGAUACGACUGGCCUAAUAUAACGAUAUUGACUUGUCUUCUCAUCUUGGGGAUGCACGAAUUUGGAACAUGUCACGGCGGCCGCGCCUGGGCCCUGGGUGGGCAGGCUAUUCGUAUGGCCUUUGCUCUUCAUCUGCAUAAAGACUUGGAGUACGAUCCGCAGUCGCGGAACAAGAAGGUCAAGCUGAGCUUCAUUGACCGUGAAAUCCGUCGCCGUGUUAUGUGGGCUUGUUUCAUGAUGGACCGCUUCAACUCGUCCGGCACUGAUCGCCCAGUCUUCAUCAAAGAAGAGACCAUGAAAAUCCCUCUACCCGUCGCCGAGAAAUACUUCCAGUUUGAUAUGCCCGCUCGGACAGAAUUCCUUGACGGCAGCGUCCCGGAGUGUAGCGUGCCCGAACAAGACCAGGUGGACAACCCUCGCGACAACAUGGGAGCAUCUGCCUAUACUAUUCGAUGCGUGUCUAUCUGGGGCCGUAUCGUUACGUACUUAAAUCAGGGUGGCAGAGAACAGGAUCCCUAUCCGAUGUGGAACAAAGACUCCGAGUAUGCGAAACUGGUGCGGGCUACUGAAGAGCUGCUGCGAACUCUUCCCGAUAACCUGCAGUGUACUCGCGAGGCUCUGGAUAUCCAUCGAGCAGAGAGCACGGCAAAGCAUCUCCUGUAUCUUCACAUGGCCAUUCAGCAAAACUUGCUCUUUCUCCACCAAGCCGCGGUUUCCUUCUCCCAAGACCGUGUCGGAGAGGAAGCGCCGGAAGAUUUCAUCCCACAAGCCAGCAUCAAGACUUUUGCGGCCGCUAAUAAGAUAUCAGACCUGAUCAGAGACGCUGAAGAGGUGCAGUGUAGCAUAGCAACCCCUUUUGCCGGGUACUGCGCCUUCUCUUCGGCCACCAUCCACAUCACCGGUAUCUUCUCUGGGAAUCCAGCGAUGAAAGCCACCGGAGAGGCCAAUUCCAGUGUAAACGUGAGAUUCCUGCGUAAUAUGAUGAAAUAUUGGGGCAUGUUCCACUGGAUGGUAGAGAACAUUCGUAUGCAGUUCCGCAACGCCCUCGAUGCAGCCCGCGCUGGCGGCCCUAACAAUGGCAGUACUGCUUCAUCACCGAUAUUGCAGUAUGCUGACUGGUUCAACCGUUAUCCUCACGGAGUCUCGGACACGGAUUAUAUGGAUCCUGCCAUAUAUAGGAAGAAGGAGCGGGGAGAAGAUGGCGCUUUGGAACAGAAGCCAGAGCUGCAGUCGAUCGAGGAAUUCUUCAUGGCUGUUGGACCGACAAUGAACGACAAGGAAGGGUCACGACCUGGGCCAUCGAAACGGAAGGGCCCCCUGAAGAAGCCAACCACCAACGAACAAAAUGCGGCAGCUAUUAGCGGGCAACACCUCCACGAUCGGAUGAGACUGGCCAUGCACCAGCACCAGCAGCAGCAGCAGCAAUCUCGGCAACCGCAGAAGUUCUCAGACGCGCUUGGGGUGCAGACCACCAAUCCAACUCCCUUCCUCUCCAUUCCUGUGUCACAGCCACAAAAUCCAACAUACCCCAUGAUGCCACUGGGCCCUGCUAACGCUGCACAAUUCACUCAAAACGUGCCGUUGCAGAAUUUUUUCUCGACAGAUCUACUCUCUAUGAACAUGGAUCAGUCAAUCGGGAUGAUGAACUCAUUAGACAAGCAAAUCUCAUAUGGUGAUUUCUCCAUGGACACCGGGAAUGUUAUGAUGAACGGAUCUGGCAGCUGGGGAGGCAUGUCUGGAAAUAACCCUCAGGCCAAUAAUCAGAUUCAGAGUCAGCAAAAUAUGAAGUCUGAAAGCAUGAGCGGCGACGAUGCUCAGGCCCAAGAUCAGAUGGGCAGCAAUGCUAUGAACCCGUACGUUGGCCAAGAUGCGUCUCCUGGAUGGUUCCUAUCCUUGGAAGGAGGUCAGGAUAUGGGAUUCGGAAGCGUCGAUCCUUUUGCAAACUUAUUCGGCAGCAACGGAGGAAUGCUUAUGGCUGACCACCAGGGCGGCAUGUAA
Trichoderma virens Gv29-8 is the source of this 2880-nucleotide messenger RNA. RefSeq lists its product as uncharacterized. Bases 1 to 2880 code for a protein of 959 amino acids. The record is from RefSeq and is a predicted model, not a curated record. NCBI's taxonomy places the organism in Eukaryota, Fungi, Ascomycota, Sordariomycetes, Hypocreales, Hypocreaceae. The transcript has 3 exons. Gene Ontology annotation, molecular function: zinc ion binding; DNA binding; DNA-binding transcription factor activity, RNA polymerase II-specific. Gene Ontology annotation, cellular component: nucleus. Gene Ontology annotation, biological process: DNA-templated transcription; regulation of DNA-templated transcription.